Molecule: messenger RNA, 10235 nt
Organism: Labrus bergylta (ballan wrasse)
Lineage: Eukaryota; Metazoa; Chordata; Actinopteri; Labriformes; Labridae
Source: RefSeq, a predicted model, not a curated record
UGACCAAUGCAUCUCUGUCCCGUCGCCAAAUGGAAUAAAAUGUAACUUCAGAGGAUUUUGUCGAGGUAACGAAGCUUCAGGUGGACUUUUCAUGAAGCUGUGAAUCCACUCUAAACUGGAACCAUGCUGAAAUGGUUUUCUGGAGAAGAGGGGGAGCCUGGCUCUAUGGGCCCCGGCUCUCCCCGGGGUGCUUCCUCUGCUGCUGCAGGUGGAGAGGUCGCUGUAGAAGAAAUGUCAGAACGCCUCGCUCAAACUGAGCAGCUGGUCGCUCAGCUGAAAGAGUUGAUCCGGGAGAAGGAUGCAACACUACGCUCCAAAGACGACCAACUAAAGGUGGAGAAGGAAACAUGCGAGGCCAAACUGUCGAAGCUGCGUCUGCAGAACAAAGCAAAGGUGACCUCCCUCACCACACAGCUGGAGGAGCUGAAGAAACAACAGGGAGGUCAGGGCACCCCCACGCACGGCAAAAAGGGGUCGUCAGAAGGAGGGGAGCACGCCAGUCGAGGAAAAAUUGUCCUGCUCAAGAAGAAGGUGGAGGACUUGGAGCAUCAGCUGGCACAAAGAGUGGAGGAACUGGACAACAAGGUGAGGGAGGUUGAGUUCCAGCGGCAGCGAGGUGAAGAAAUGGACGCCAUGCUGACAGAGAGGGACAGGAAGCUGGCAGAAAAAGAGGCGUACAUUGUCCACCUGCAAACAGCGUUAGCAGGAGAUCAGCCAGUUAUACCUGCAUUACAACAAAAGGUGUCAGAGGACAGCGGGGCGAUGCAGGAGCUGCAGCUGCUGGUGCAGACUCUGACCAGGAAGGUGGGAGAGUCUGAGGAGAGCUCCAGUCUGCUGCAGGAGCAGGCGGACAGCCUCAAAGAGCUGCUGGACUCAGAGAAGGAGCAGUACAGUCAGAAGGAGAGCAUGUACAAACAGAACAUCCAGACAUUCAAAGACAUCAUUAUUCAGAAGGAUAACCAGCUGAUGGAGAUUAACCAGAUGCACGAACAGGAGCUCUUCAAGCUGGCCGCAAAGUCUGACGCCAGCGCAGACUUGGAGCAGCUUCUCAAGGCUCUGAAACAGAAGCUCCACGAGAAGGAGGAGGUGCUUCUGGGUAAAACUCAGGUCAUCGACGUUCUCCAGGGAGAGGUGGACGGCAGGGACCAACAGAUAAAGGAGCUCCAGGAGCGACUGCGGCGGCUACAGGUAGAGCGAGAGAGCCUGGAAUCAAAGAUGGAGGCGGAGAAGCAUGUGAUGAGGGCGCAACUUCGCGACCUGAUGGAGAAGCAGAGGACAGAGGUGCAGCGAAUGACAGAGCAGCAUGAGGCACAGAUGACCCAGACGCAGCAGGACCUCCUGGGACAGCUGGAGGAGCUGAGGAGGGCUUCGUUAUCAGCGCCGCCUGCCAGUCAGGAGGCCUCGAGGAGCGGAAACGUGCAUUCAGAUUCAGCAUCAACCGAACGGGUGGCUGAACUGGAAGCCCAAGCAAAACAAAAAACAGAAGAAGCCAGCCGAUCGGAGGCGAAGUUCCUGAAAAUGAAAGCAUGGUCGAAAUCUCGGAUCAGACAGCUGGAGGAGGAGCUGAAGAAGAGCCAGGCUGGCGUUGCCCCCCCUGACCUAAACGCCCUACGGAGUCAGAUCACAGCGCUGGAGGAGGAGAGGGAGGAAAACGUCUGGAAGGUGGAGCAAUACGAGGAGCUCAAAGCAAAGAACGAAAUGCUGGAGGCUAAGCUGGUUGUGUACGAGGAGCAACAGAGAACUCUACAAGCAGACCUGGAGCAGUUCACCAAGAGGGCUGCUUCUCAGACAAGCGAGUCGGGCAGCGCCGACGACACUCAGAGCCAGGUGCUGGAGUGGCAGGAGAUGGUAACCGAGGCGGUCAGCGCCAGAGACCGUGCCAAGGAGGAGAAGGCUGCCAUGGCGCUCCGCAUCAGCCACAUGGAGGAGGAAAGAGAGGAACUGAUUGAGGAUGACUGGUUCUUUCCUGGCUGCUCCGAUCCAGCUCUGGCCUCUCGGCAGCAGGAGUUGGAGGAGGAGCUGGCUCAAGCCCGGGGGCUCGGCCACCACAGGGCCAAGAAGAUGACAGCUCCGGCCCAGAGAAGCCUGCAGGAGGACUUUGAGUUUGACGGACACGCCACGUUCCAGGACCCGCGGAGCCCCUCUGAGAGCACGACCCCAAUGGAGGGAGAGAACAUGGGAGAUGGUUUGCGUUCGGUUGUGGAGGAGCUGGAGCUGGAGAGGAACCAGCUUCAGGAGCAGAUCCUGAGCCUGGAGGAGCGCUGCCAAGACCUGGAGGAUCGACUGCAGCUGCAGGCUCGCAUCGAGUCGUUACAGAACGAGUCGGACAAACUGCAGAGCCAACUGGCCAGCAUUCGAAGUCAACAGAGCAGAGAUGCAGAGAAGCAUCAGCUGCUGGUGAGCAGCCUCAACGAACAGCUCAAAGGACUGAGUGACACACAAGAGUGUCUGGAGAGUUCUCUCAUCGAGAAGGAGAACACGUUGGCCAAGACGUCGGAGAAGCUGGAGCUCAUCAGCAGCCUCCGAGAGUCUCUGAGUGACAAAGAAGUUCAAUACAAAGAAGUGUCGGACAAACUUCUUCACACGGAGCACACUCUCGAGAAUGUUUCUAAGAAAUGCAGCAGCUCGGAGAAACGGUGCUCUGAGUUGAAGACAGAAGUUGUGGACUUGACGCAGAAGCUGAACACGCUGAAGGAGAAGGCACAAAAGCAGGAAGUGACCAUCGAGACAUUACAAAGUGACCUCGAUCAGACGAACGAGGAGCUGGACAAACUGAACACCGCCUACUUGCAGGAGCGAGCGCAACUCAUCCACGAUCUCCAGAGCUGCGAGCGGGAAAUCGACAGUCUGAAAGAUAUUCUCGUUGAAAAGGACAAGGAGAUUUCCACCCUCUCUGGCAACAUGGCGGAGUACGCAGAGCAGAUCGCGGUGCUGAAGCAGGAGAUCAAACUGAAAGACGAGCACCUGGUUCACGUGGAAACGGCACUGAGUAAAGCAGAACAGGAGGCCAGGAUUAUGAGGGAGUCGCAGAGUUCAGACCAGCAAGCCUUGGACAGCAAGAUGACGGAGCUGAUCGAGAACCUGAAGCAUGCUGAGACCGAGUUGGUCAAGGCCAAAGAGGAAGGAGAGUCUAAACGGACUGAGGUGGAUCAUCUGAUCCAGCAGACGGAGGACGACAAGAAGACGAUUCAGGAGCUUCGAGGGGAGGUCCAGAAACAUCUUGUGAGCCACUGUAAUCACCUCUCUGAAUGUGAAUCUCACAUAACUGCACUGAAGGAGCAGCUGAAUGUCUCCACCCAAAAGCUGCAGGAGUCAGAGGGGCUCAUUUUGCAGCUCGAGGAGAGAAGUUCAAGCAGUGAGCAACUGCAGCAACAUCUGAAUGAUAAAGAGCAGGCACAUGAGAAAGAGCUGAAAUCUCUCAAGGAUGAGCAGAACAAGCUUCUUGUACAGGUGGAAAAGUACGACAAUGAAAUGCAGACGUUGUCCAAACAAUUAGAGGAGCAGAUACAGAGCAAGGAGCAGGUCAAGAAGGACAUGCAAGAGAAACUGGAAACCAUAACAUCUCUGGAAAACCGACUGAAGGAAACUGACAAAGAGCUGCAGGUCCGGGAUUCAGAAAAGGAGAAGCUGAGCAAAGAGCUUCAAAGUAAAUCUGACAACGUCUCCAAACUCAAGAAUGUAUUAAAAAACAUAAAGACCGAGAAGGCUCAGCUGCAGGACAAACAAACGGCGCUGAAAAAGGAGCUGGAGCUGCAGAAGCAGAAUGUAAAUCAACUGAAAGAAAAGGUUCAAUCCGCCUCUGAACUGAGCGCCAGUCUGGAGAAUCAAGUGCAAUGCCUUAAAAAAGAGAAGGAGAAACUUGAACUGGAAGUUAGUGAAAGUGUUAAAACGAUGUCAGACGUGACAGCUGAGAAAGAUUCCCUGCUAGCCAGAUUAUCUACAUUGGAAACCCAGCAAACACAAAACAAUGGGAUCAUCGACGGGCUGCAGAAAGACAAAGAGGAACUGACUGCUCAAACUCAGGAGUUAAACCGAGUUCUUGAGCAGAGCACACACUCAAACUCUGAGAUUCUCCUGGAAAAAACAAACGAAUGUAGUCACCUGAAGCAGUCACUUAGGGACAGAGAGGAGGCGGCGACUCAGCUGCAGGAGCGAGUGCAGAACUUGACUUUGAAGAUGGAGCAGCUCCAGCAUGACGCGGCAGAUAAAGAGCAGACCGUCAGAGAUCUGCGAGUGCAAACAGAGGCACAACAAAACGAGCAAAGACAACUUCAGGAAACGCUCUCGCUGCUGCGAGAGCAGGACAGCGGUCUGAAGUCCGGGCUAACUAAGAUGGACGCAGCGUUGAAAGAGAAGCAGGAGGAAAUAUCACACCAGAAAAAUCUAGUGUCAGAGCUACAAGCAGAAACGGGAUUACUCAAAGAGGAACGCUCACAACUUCAGCAGCAGAUAAAAGAGAGGGAAGAAGUGGUGCAGGAUGUGAAGCAGCAGUGUGACGGACACAAAGAGGAGCUCGAUGAGAAAAAUAAGAUGAUUAAGUCUCUGUGCGGUCAAAUCGCAGCGAUCGAGGAAAACUCCAGAAAGCUUGAGUCUGAAGCAGAGCUGAGGCGGGCAGAGGCGGCUCGCUUACACAGCCAAAUCCAAGCGCUGAGCGAGGACAACAACCAGCUUCGUGCUGCUUGUGAAUCCAGAGAAAAAGAGAUUUCUCAGCAGACGCAGGCUCUGUCAGACCUCCAUGGACAGCUUCAAGUCACCCUUGAGCAGAACUCCAGUUUUAGUGUGAAGAUCAGCAGCCUGACAGAAGCGAAUCAGAAACUACAAGAGGAUUUAGCCGAGAAUGUGAAAUCUGUUUCUGAACUCACCAGAGAGAGAGGUUUACUCCAAGAGCAAAAAUCUGGACUUGAAAUUAAAAACGCAGAGGAUCAUAAAACAGUCGAAGGUCUGCUUAAGGAGAAGGAAACACUCACGUUUGCAGCUGAGGAGUUAAAAAAGAUCCUCAAGGAAAGUGAAGAGUCGAACUCUGCAGGUUUGCUUGAGAAGACGAGUGAAUGUGCAACUCUUUCAAAAACGUUACAGGAGAGAGAGGAAGAACUUCAAAGUCUUAAAGAGCACAUGGAAGGCUUGAAACUCCAAGUCGGUCAACUCAACGUGUCUCUGAAGGAGAAAGAACAAACAGUGUCACAUCAGAGUUCACAGCUUGAAGCUCAGCAGAACCAACUGCUGCAACUUCAGGACACCGUCUCCAUGCUUCAGGAGCAAGGAUCUGUCCUCAAGCCGGCGCUGAUGGAGAAAGACGCGAUGCUUCAGCAGAAAUCAGAGGAGUGUAGCGUGUUACUGAACGAGGCCAUGCUGCACAAAGGUCUCUUAUCACAGAUGCAGAGCGAGGUGGAAUCUCUCCGCCAAGAGUGUUUGGAGAAAACACAGCAGAUGGAGCAGCGAGCGCAGGCUUUGAAGGAUGUCAGCACGGAGCUGCAGAGCCACAAAGAGGAGCUGAAUAAAAGAAACGAGUCAGUGAUUUCACUCAGCAGUCAGCUCGGGGCCAUGAAUGAGAACUCUGCAGAGAUGGAGGGUGAACUAAACGACCUAAAGGCUGCAGUGCAGAAACUCACAACAGAAAACCAUCAGCUGACACAAGAAGACGAGCAGAGGAAAGUAGACAUCGUCGAUUUUAAAGAUAACAUUCAAGCACUGAAUGAGCAGAACACAAGAUUUAAAUGUGAGCUCCAGAAAACGAUCACUGAGCUGUCCAAGGUACAGAAAGAAGGAGAAGAACUCAAAGAGGAACUCAGGGUGAUGCACGCAGAGAAGGAGACUCUUCAUUUGACCAUGCAGGGUCGAGACGGUUCCCUGAAACAGCAGGAGGAUUUCAUCCAGCAGCUCAACAGCAGGAUUGUCGAGCAGGAGGAGCUGAUUAAACAGAAAAGUGCACAAGUGUCAGAGCUGGAAGAUUUAGUGUGUAAACUCAGAGGUCUUGACAGCCUGACAUCGGAGUCGUCACAACUGAAAAAUACUUUAGAGAAAAAGGAGGAGUCAAGUCUUGAAUAUCAAAGUCAUUCGUUAGCCACAGCUGAAAAUCUCAAUUCAAAUCUGAAAGCCAAAGAGGCCGAGUGUGAGAGCUUAAAAGAACGGGUUUCACACCUUGAAGAAUCGUUCACAAAGCUCAACGACUCCCUCCAUACACAGAAAUCUGAGGCUGAGCAUCUGAGUAAGACUCUGGAAGAGAAAGAUGCAUCUCUUUUAGACCAAUAUUCUCUCCAGGAUGUUCAGAGAAGAGCGGACGAGGCUUUGCUCUUCAAAUCCCAGUUCAUGGAGAGCACGGAGCUGGUGUCGCAGCUCCAGAGUCAGAUUCAGUUACUGUCCACCGAGUCUGAAAACCUCAAGGGGUCGGCGGAGGAAACGCAAAGUGCCUUUAACAACCUUCAAGAGAAAUACGCAGCUAACUUGGAGGAGCUGCAAGAUGUGAGGAAGCAGCUGUCCCAAACUGAUGAGGUGUCAAACCUUCGGAAGUUAUUGGAUGAUACAAAUACAGAACAUGAGACGGCAAAGAGCGCCGUAGAAACUCUGAGGAAUGAGUUAUCUGAGAUCCAUCACAAACUUCAAACGACUGAAGAGCUAAACUCGAGUCUGUCAAAGGAGAAGGAUGAAGCUUUGGCUUCUCAUCAAAAGAGCGUGUCUCUGCUGACGGUCGAAAUAGAAAGACUCAAAUCUCAGCAUCUUCAAGUCGUGGCGCAAAUGAACGCCCUGACAGAAAACCUCGAGCAGAGAGAAAUGGCGCUCCACGCAAUCAACAGCCAGUACACGUCUCAGGCCAAACACACGACUCAGCUGGUCUCAGAAAUGCAGAAACUCGAGGAGCAAAAUAAGAGACUGAACAAGGAGAUCAGCUCGUCCAAGCAAGAGCAUCAGAAGCUACUUACAGCCGUCAGGAAGGAAAACACACAUCUGCAAGAGGAAGUGAGGAAAGUCCGUGAGGAGAAGGAGGAGUUAGAAAGAAGACAUCACGAAGCACAGUCAUCGCAGGUUCAAAUGGAGCAGCACUCCAGCAGCAUGAAUGAAACGAUGGAGAAAAUGAUGUCGGAGAGGGAGAGCCUGCGAGCAAAGGAGACGAGGCAGAUGAUGGAUGAACCUCAGCAAACAGUGAAGGAGGUGAAAACUCAGAAAUUGCCACAUGAAACAGAAAUCUACCAGGAGGAAGCAGCAGAGCUGAGGUCUGAAAGAGAGCAGCCGGACACGCUGCAGGUCAAGCAGGAAACAGCUGUCUUGGCAGGACACAGUGGAGCAGACGAGCUGGUGGGUCGUCUGGAGGCUGAGAGGAGCCAGCUCCACGGCUCCCUGCAGCGCUGUGUGUACGAGAUCCAACAAAGAGACCAGUACUUACUGCAGCUCAACACCAAGCUGCAGCAGUCAAUGGAGGAGAAAGGUGCGGUUGCGGCUCAGCUGAGGGCCGUUUCACAAACCCUGAGGGACACCCAGACCCACUGCCACUGGCUGGAAGGCCAAGUCCAAAGCCAGGCUCAGGGGUCAGUAUAUGCUGAGGUUGCACCUGGAGCCCCCCAGGAGAAGAGCAACGACUCCAUGAUGGCUGAAACAUCUGAAGCCCAUCAACUCCGAGAGAGGAUGCUUGAGUUGGAGCAGAGUCUGGCAGAUGAGAGAGCGCGGAGAGAGACAGCUGAGGAGGCUCUGCGACUCGCUGAGGACAGAGUGAAGAGUGUUGGUUCCAGUCUGUCCAGAGACAGCCAGAGAGACUUCAGUAUAGAGAUGGAAACAGAAGAGGAGUGGGACGCUCUCAGUCUGAACCCAAACCAGCCGCUCAUCACACGGAAGGUCAAAGGGGGCGUGGUCCUCUGCCGCCGCUGGCUCAGGGGGCGGAGCAUGUACUUCUCCAGGCUGCUGACGAGCCGCGCCCGCUCUCGAUAUUUCUUCCUGGGCUACUUACUCACGAUCCACGUGCUCGUCUUCAUGUGCCUCACUGGUGCGCUGUAACCAGGUCACGCUGAGAACAGACGCUAAACGUUGAAGGUCGAGAUCGGUUCCUAUCUGUGACAGAAAACACGGUUAAAAAACUGACACCUACACAGUAACUGGAGAGGCUGCUUUUAAAUCUCCGUUCUGACACUACAGCGUUAUUUGGAAUCCUCCACCAGAUUUUAUUUAUUUUUGUCUUUAAUCGUCAGAAUGAACUCGUCAGUUAAUGCUCACUCGCAGGUUUCUUUCUCUAAAUGUUCAAUCAAAGCCUUAAAAGCGUGAUUCUUUUCCUGCCGUUUCAUCGGCAUGUUGUCGACGGAGACGAGGGUUUCAGAAAAUCCACUUGGAGUCUAUGGAGUAGAGAAGAGGAGGAAAGGAAAUGAGGAUGUCCACUCUUUUAUAUGAAAUCCUAAGAAGGUUCAGAAAGCCAUAUCUGUUCUUAAACUCGACCGGAUGAGUCCAGUUUAGGAUCUCAUGCUAACGAGGUUCAAACAUGCAAACAUCUUAAAAAUGUUCUGUUACCAUAACCAGCGCUGGAGACGCCUCUGACACUGGAGCUGGUUUCUGCACCGAUCCAAUACCAAUAGAGCCAACACACUGGGGCUUUGUAUGCCUUCAUUUUAGAGAUAGGAGGGUGGAUAGAAACCUGGGAGGGACAGAAAGGGGAAUGACAUGCACAAUGUCAGGAUUCGAACCCGGGCCACCAACUCUAAGGACUUUAGCUUCUGUACAUGAGAUAGGCGCUUACCGCUAGGCUACCGGUGCCCCAAUCCAACACAUUUUUAACCCCAGACUAAAUCAACUGAUUUUGUUCUUUGCUUUCAUUGUUCCCUUUAUCAGAGAGGACAGCUGAGGGGAGACAGGAAAUGUUGGGAAGGAUAGAGUCGGGGGUGACAUGCAGUUAAGGGUCAAGGUCGAUUCGAACCCACAGGCACUGCAACGAGGACUACAGCCCCCGUACAUGAUAGCUGUACGAUCUAAUAAAGGCAAAAAUGACCCUAAAAAGAUUGUUUUUAAGACUUUAAAGUCAGGCAACGCAACAAUGAAAGCAACACUUUAGAAUUCAAACAGAGUGGGUUAUGAUGUGUGCACCAUGUACGGAGGCAAUAGUUCACGGGUUCAAAUGUGACCUUGGCUCUUCGCUGCAUGCCCCCCCCCCCACUCUCUGCUCCCAGCACUUCCUGUUUCUCUUCAUCUGUCCUCUCCAAUCAAGGCAUAAGAUCUUUAAAAAAAAAGUCAGGGUCAGUGAACGCUGUUAUACUUCAAGUCUCACACUGGUAUCGGAUCGGUGGCCCAGAGGGGCGUAAAAUGAUAUUGGAACAUUUUCAAUCCUCCUCUCAUUAAACGAUGUCACCAGCUGCUCUUUUUCUCCCCCCGCCCGCCUGGUCUCAUACUUUGCACAUAAUCGCGAUGCUGGGUUGAAACUAUGCACUGAUUCUCUUUAAAACGUGUAAAUAAUCAUCUCAUAGAACACUUCUACACCUCUCCCACUCCCUCCUGUUCCCUUUAACUGUAAAGCCAAAGGUGUGUGUGUGUGUGUGUGUGUGUGUGUGUGUGUGUGUGUGUGUGUGUGUGUGUGUGUGUGUGUGUGUGUGUGUGUGUGUGUGUGUGUGUGUGUGUGUGUGUGUGUGUGUGUGUGUGUGUGUGUGUGUGUGUGUGUGUGUGUGUGUGUGUGUGUGUUCUCACCUCGGCUCUCAUGCCUGUUUAAACACAGUGAGAGACAACGGCUUCCAAAUACCCUUAAAUCUUUAUUGGUGUGUGUUGGCGUGCAGAAGAGAUCAGAGUGUGUUUAAGGGUUCCUGUAUUUAUUAGUGCAUCGAUCAUGGACUGUAUGUUUGUAUAUACACAUUUCUAUCCUGUCUGCUUGAUGACUGUACAUUUCUUUUUGAUUGUUUAAAAAAUGUGACGGGUAAGAGGCGGGAUUGUCACGGUGGCGGGUCAAUUAACAGGCCAAAGAAAAGUCGCCUCUUGGCCCGAUAAUCGAUCCAUUUGCGUAGAAAUCCUCGCUUGUUGAUGGUACUCUGUCCUGAUGAUGUGUACAUAAAGGACGACACGAUGAACUGAAUCUAUUUAUGAAAAAGAUAGACUACUGAUGAAUUGUUCAGAUGGCAUAUUUUCUCUGCUGCCGCUAUUUUUAAGAGCGAGUGACGCCGUCGGCCUUCAGAUGACGCGAGGUUGAACUCUGUGCAAUACUGUGUCGGUGAAGGGAACCCUUUCAGGUCCUCCUUCAACAUCUCCAGAGAAUUUAAUAAAAAGCUUAACAAACGUUU